CCGGCGGGAUCCCCAGCGAGCCGCUUCCGCGAGGCGGGGCCUCAUCUCGCCGACCCGAGGCACCGAGCCGCAGCCCGUUUAAAAGAGCAAACAGCCAGGAGAAGAUCCACCAUGUGGCAAAGCAACAACAACGGUGCUGCGGAUGGAUGUAGGAAACUUUAGAUUGACACAGACCUCUGCUGCUGAAGCUGAGUAACAGCUAGAGGGGUUGUCAUCCUCUGUGGACCAGAGGGGGAUGGGGCCAAGAUUAAUGUGGAUGCAUCUCAGCUGAGUUUUCCUCCCUAAGAUGGCUGGCUGGUUGAAACGGGUUCUGCAGAAACCAAAGCAAAGCUCCAACUCAAGAAGCAGCUCAACUGCUACUCCCACACGCUCACCUUCCUCCUCCACCUCCUCCCCGGUGAGAAGCUCUAGUUCUUCUGCCAGCAGUUCAGUGCUCCACCCAAGGUCACCACUGACUUCUGCCUCCCAGGUGAACAUCAGCAGCUCAGGAAGUGCCCGCUGGACCAAAAGCUAUGAUGUGUGCAUUUGUCACAACGAAGGGGAUUUUGCAUUUGUCGAGGAGAUGGUCUCCUACCUGGAGAGUCAGCCUGAGACCUUCCGUUGCUUCCUGCAGAUGCGGGAUGCCACACCAGGCAGUGCCAUUGUGACUGAGCUCUGUGAGGCUGUCCAGAACAGCCACUGCUGGGUCAUGGUAAUAACCCCCGGCUUCCUCCAGGAUCCCUGGUGCAGGUACCAAAUGCACCAAGCAUUAGCUGAGGCUCCCAUGGCCAAUGGGCGUACCAUUCCAGUGCUGAAGGACAUUGACCGGAAGGACUACCCCCGGGAGCUGAGAUGCCUCUAUUACAUCCAUGUGACAUUCAAGGAAAAUGGCUUCAGGCAGAUUAAAGACACAGUCUUGCGCUACCUACAGGAGCUCUGUCAGAGCGCCCCAAGCACAACCGAGAGACUGGAGUCCUGCAAGAGAAAGGGAACACCAUAAGGAAGCACAUCCUUGGGAAUGGACCAGGAAUCCACACGGGUAUUUUCAGAGUCUCUGGAGCUGGCUGGAGCUAAGGUCCAGCUUCAUUCUCUGCAAAGCACGUACAGAAUUGCAAAUGGGAACUAACUCCCACAAGGACUUUCGAGUGGAAGCAUCAGGCAGCUCUCUCCUGUGCGCACUAAUAUCAGGCUGUUUUGAGGCUGCUGAGGGUAGCAAUGUCUGACAAUACUGGCAACUGGGCAUCAGUUUCUGGUGCUAAAGACUUGGGGCUUGCACAUGGUUCUGUCAUACUGCACAUGGAAUUGAUUUGCUCCUGAAGCCACAGUGUUGGCAAACUCUCAGUCCUUUGAGGAAGGCAGUUAGUGAUGUAUGGCUUAGGGUUUUGGAGCCCAGAUGGCAGUGGCACAUCUUGACCCCACAUAGCAAUUUCCACAUCACCUUGUCACCCUCGAGUGCCAUGCUGCUUUGACGCGUUUAUCUCAUUGCAGCAUCAUGCUGUGACUUCUUUGUCUAGAUUUUUUUCCUUCCUGCUCUCCAGGUAGCUGUACCAUGGUUACUCAGCAUCCCCCUAUUGAUGUGCAGGUGGCAAAUUACAGCAACUGAAGCACUGACCAGUGCUACAACCAUGUGGCACUGCUGAUUUUAAAAAGGGAUGUCCUACACCUUGAAGAAUGUAGUUAAUGGCUUUUCUAGAGGCAGAUGAAAGGUGUCUAUGAAAGCAUUUUAUAAUGCAUAUUUUACCUUUUAUCCUGCUCUAGACAAGCCUUAGUUGCUGGUCCCUGAAGAGGACAAUAGUUUUUCUAGAUGAGUAACUAAAACCUACUUGCUGUAGGGUUGAUGGCAAUCUCUCUGUGUGCUCAGUGCUGCCCAGCCACCCACUAAAAUUUGCCUCAAUUUCCAGUUUCUCUUGCCAUAUGCUGAGAGACCAUUCUCCUGUGAAUUCUUUUGUGUCAUUCACCAGGUGAGCUUGUUGUUAGGUUUUCCUUCGGCCCCUUCUCCCAGGCUGCUUUAUUACAGGGCUAGAUGGAUGUACACUGCAUUUCAUUCAGCCUUGGGAAUGCAAGUUUCUUCCAUGGACCUUCCACAACAAUAGGGCAGCAAAUUCUGGACACCACUGUUAUACCAAAGUACCUCACAGUCAUUAUGAAGUUGACUUUCAUGAGAUCUCAAAGAUGCAGGUCAGUACUGUGCUUCCAUUUUAUGCAUGGGGAACUGAAACACAGAGAGGCUAGGAGCUAAUGAAGGACCGAGGUGCCUACAGCCGAGGUGCUGCAGAGCCUUAACUCUUAGCUGCUUGGCCCCUGGAGUGGUGUGGAAUCCAAAUCCCUGAGUGAAGCAUCUAGGCUCCUUAUACAGUGCACAGUAAGAGUUAGGCAUCUGAGUACAAGGAUCCAAAACAAUCACACAUUCAGUAGGGAGCUGCCUGGAGCCGGCCAUUAACAUGAUAUGAAAUCCUGUCAUCCUCCGGCUUUAAGUUCCUCCUUAGCAUGAAGAGAUAUAAACCCACAUCUUCCACAUCCCAGGACUGUGUUCUGACCAUCAGACAAAGGUACACUCCAACCUUCCUGUUGAAACUGGCCUGAUGAAACUGAAUUCCUUUUUGCAUAGUGGCCUUUUUUUCAAGAGGACUGGUGGAGCAUACCCAGACUCGUAGUCUGGUAGUUGGGGCUCUCUCCUGGGAGACAUGGGGGUUUGAAUCCCUUCAGGCCAAAGAGGGAAAAUAAAUUUUCCUGGGAGAGGCAGAAGGCAGGGCAGGGUAGCACCUUAGAGAUUUAAUUAGUUCAAAGAGGCAUGAGAUUUCAUAGGUGACCGCCUACUUCAUCAGAUAGUGUUGGAUGAAGUAAGCGGUCACCUAUGAAAGCUUAUGCUUCUCUGAAACUGUUAACCUUCGAGGUGCUGCCCUGCCCUGCCUUCUGUCCAACUUCAGACUAACACAGCUAACUACCUCUCUCUUCCCAGGUGAGUGCUUUAGCAACUAGGUUAUUACAUAACAGAUGGGCACCCCCACAUACUGCACUUUAAAAGAAAGCAGCUACUAGCACAUUUUGUAGGGAAACCAACGUUGUCUUCAUUAGACAUGCACAGAGUGCACCAGCAAAUGUGGGCCCUCAAGACUUACGUGGAGAAAGGCCUUAUUUUUGUAUCUCUAAACAAGCGUGGGCAUGAGAUGGGCACUACGCUGCUUAAAGUGAGACUGUUUUGCGCCUAUGCAGAAGCAGACUUCUAAGCCUCCAGAGGGCUGUAUGGUUGAAAAGGGAGGGGUGUAUGAAUUCAGGCACUUCCAGGGCUCAGCAGCAGCUAGCUUUUAAAAUUGCACUUUUGAGCUUGGGUGCCAAAAUUCAGCCUGUGACCUGCUUUAGACACCAGAGUCCUUUACUGGAUGUAGUCUCAGGUGAUCUGGUAAAGGCCAUGCAGGAAGUCUGUGACAGCAGAGGCUUGAACCCCAGUUAGCUCAUUUGUGAGACCAAUGUACCACUUACUGCUCAAUGACAUUCCACAACCCAGUUCUGAGAUGUUACAACACCAGUCUGUCCCACCUUAACAUUCUCUAGGCCCCAAGGAGUACAUCAACUGACAUGAAGUUCUCUCAUUAGAUCAGUGAUACUUGGAGGAAGAGGAACUAUGAAUAGGAAGACUCGGGCUAUUUUGCAAUGCAUGUUUUUCAAAUGCAAUUUUAAACAUGUUUACAUAAAAAGAAGAAAUAUAUUGUUUUCA
Messenger RNA from Alligator mississippiensis (American alligator), 3694 nucleotides. It is a transcript of the gene TIRAP, whose product is annotated as TIR domain containing adaptor protein. The record is from RefSeq and is a predicted model, not a curated record. The transcript has 5 exons. Gene Ontology annotation, biological process: signal transduction. NCBI's taxonomy places the organism in Eukaryota, Metazoa, Chordata, Crocodylia, Alligatoridae. Bases 287 to 979 code for a protein of 230 amino acids.